Messenger RNA from Heteronotia binoei (common prickly gecko), 747 nucleotides. It is a transcript of the gene SMIM14, whose product is annotated as small integral membrane protein 14. The record is from RefSeq and is a predicted model, not a curated record. Bases 271 to 576 code for a protein of 101 amino acids. NCBI's taxonomy places the organism in Eukaryota, Metazoa, Chordata, Lepidosauria, Squamata, Gekkonidae. The transcript is spliced from 5 exons. Gene Ontology annotation, cellular component: endoplasmic reticulum.
CCAGGUGAGCCGAGGGGCGGCCUCUUGCGCCUUCUGCACCGCCCAUCGCUAAGCUGGUGGGAGCCGAUAGGAGAAGAGCGUGGAAACUUUUCUGUUGCGUAGCCAGAUCCGGAUCCCGUGGCGGCGGCGGCUGGACUGACGUGGUCCGUCGAAUCAAAACAGAAGAGGAAAGCUGCGGCCGGAUCGGCGUCCUGGGGCUCCGCUCUCGUAGUCUGUGGUUUCAGCGCAGAUUAGACAAAGCCGGUCCGAUUAAGCUUCAUUGGAAUAACCAUGGCGGAAGGUGGAUUUGAUCCCUGUGAAUGUAUCUGCUCACAUGAACAUGCCAUGAGAAGACUGAUCGAUCUGUUACGACAAUCCCAGGCCUACUGCACAGACACGGAAUGCCUUCAAGAAUUGCCAGGACCAAGUCCAUCAGAUGAUAAUGGCAUCAGUGUUACAAUGAUAAUGGUUGCCUGGAUGGUUCUAGCCCUUGUCUUGUUUUUGAUGAGACCUGCAAACUUCAGAAGAUCUAACAGAGCUGAAAAACCAACCAGCCCACAUAAUGGACAAGAACCACCAGCGCCACCUGUGGACUAGAACAUACGGAAAAGUUCAACAACUGUAAUCUUGCACGACCAACUGGAUGAAAGUGACCAAACACUUUCUGUUCCUAAAUACUGUGUUUUCCACAAAUUUAUAACUCCUUUAUUUUAUUCUAUUAUCAUUCCUUGCAGAUUACACUUGAAUAAAUUAACCAAUGUGGCAGGA